This is a messenger RNA of Lytechinus variegatus (green sea urchin), 3644 nucleotides long. Its product is annotated as adhesion G-protein coupled receptor D1-like. The transcript is spliced from 26 exons. Gene Ontology annotation, biological process: cell surface receptor signaling pathway; adenylate cyclase-activating G protein-coupled receptor signaling pathway. Gene Ontology annotation, cellular component: membrane. The coding region runs from base 87 to 3092 and encodes 1001 amino acids. Lineage: Eukaryota; Metazoa; Echinodermata; Echinoidea; Temnopleuroida; Toxopneustidae. The record is from RefSeq and is a predicted model, not a curated record. Gene Ontology annotation, molecular function: G protein-coupled receptor activity.
UACUAAUUCAUCAACCCAUUACCGCAUCUACUUCGAGACUUCAGAAGACCAAUGGAUGCCCUGUGAAAUUUAAACACUAUAAUAAUAUGUGCUACCGUGCAGUAGAGAACUCUGGUUCAACCGACCCUUGUCUGUUGAUGCUCGGGGGAGAUCUGGCGACAUGGCAAGAUGACGACACGUUUAUGUUCCUUUCUUCGCUGAAAUGGGAAAGCAGCAAAUGUGGAAUCGGUCUAAGGUAUAAAAACAAUUGGCAAUGGAGAAAUGGAGACAGUGUUCAUUCCCAAAGUUACUUUGACUCGAUGGCUGCUAGCGUAGAUGGUCAUUGGGGGCUGGAGAAGACAGAUGCUAUGACAGCAAACCUGGUCCAAGCCAACGAUGAAGACUUUGAACUCUGUUCUAUUUGUCAAAUGCGAAGAGUGAUCACCAUAUACCACGAUGCUACUGUGUACUAUCCAAUGGACGUGUGGAACAAUGCGAGACCAUUCGACGCUAUUUCAGGGAAAUACGUGGAGCCAUCGAAUUCUGAUUUGAUGCAUUAUGAAACAGUCCUCUCUCAUAAAGAUAUGGGAAAUGCUCUUCAGCCGCAAAGCUCUGAAGAUAUAUUUGCUAUUCCAACGUAUUCAGAACCUUGUUCUGGUGACCAUUGCUAUGAAUCUGGUACGACCAUUUCAUUCUGGGUUAAGAUGCCUCCUGGUUCUGACGAUGAUUCUUCAGCGACAGAAGAAGGUCAACUCAAGAACUUCACGUGCCUUGUAAGGACAGAUGAUAAAUCCGAUUACUCGAACUAUUCAUUCUGCAAAUAUUCGACAAAUGACGCAAUUCUGACGACCGGUUCGGAGACAUGGUCAUUGUUCCAAGAUGUGGUUGAUACAGCAUCUUCUAUCUGGACAUUCGUAGUAGCUUCAUGGAAGGGAGGUGAAUUCCGAGGGUGUGUCUGGCCUGAGGAGCUGAGUUGUUUCGUCUGUCAUACAUUCGAGAUCUGUGAAGGUUGUAUGGAUAUCAUUCACGACGGACCAGUCUAUAUUGGAUGGGAUGGGGACGUGGCCUUUGAUGAAUUGGCGAUCUGGAAUCGACCACUCGGUGAUGCAGAGAUCAUCCAUCUUUUCAACCAAACUGAACCUCGCAUUAUCCUAGACAACACAGAUGACAUUUCAGAUUUGAUUGACAAGAUGCAGACUGAAAACCUUGCCCCGGAGGAGGUUUUAUGGAUUCUAGAGAGUGAGCUUGAGUUCGUUCAAUCAGAAGAUACGGUUACUAAUGCUGAUGAGUUAGAAGCCAUCAAUGAGUUAUUCACUGCCACACUAGAACUCCAGGAUACAGAGAGCGCCACGCGUGCUGACCUCUUGGAUAACCUCCAGAUUGCAUUGGACAUUGUAAGUGAGCUUACAGGACCAGAGAAGGCAUCUUUGUGGACACAACAAUCGAAUAAAACAGAAACCAUCCCAUGUCCAUGUAAGCUUACAUCUAGUAUUGGAGAAUUUACUAAUGCUAUUGGACAUGCUCUUAUAAUGCUGAACCAAACCGAAGAAACUAUCAUCAUUAAAUCAGAGAGAGCAGCUGCUCAGUUAAUCCCGGUUAAGGCACUCCAAGAAGAGGCUGACGAGGACGACGAUAAUGACCUCGUGAUCACGCUCAAAACCGCUUCUUCUGAUUCUGAUGAUGGGGACGAUGGUGCUGAAGUCGAAGUAUCUAUCCCAGUCAGUGUGCUGAAAGAGGAACAAACUACCUUCGUAGCCGUGGUCAUCUACGAUCACCUGCACGACAUCUUUCCUGCGAGGGAUAACUCGACGUUCAUGUUAGCCAACAAUGAUAGUAGUGGGGUCGAAGAAUCGAUGGACGAGAAUAAGUUUAUCGCUAGUGCUGUCAUUGAUGUGACGUUCAUCCCUGCAACCAAUUCGUCAGCAAUAUUCGACACACCCAUUGUACUUCAAUUCGAGCUACGAUCAAGUCAACUCGAAAGUGCAUCCAAAUAUGAUAAGAUUUCCAGCUUGUGUGUUUACUGGAAUACCAGCUACUCGGACAACACGAGUGUAGGUAUCUGGGCUACUAAUGGAUGUGAGUUGACUGAUCAGAACGAUACUCAUGUCACGUGUUCCUGUUAUCAUCUAACUCACUUUGCUGUUCUUAUGAUCAGAGAACCGGGAGCGAUCGGGGCCGCACACGUGCAAGUCCUCACGAUAUUAUCAAACAUUGGAUGUAGUUUGUCUGUGUUCGGAUCGGUAGCAACGGUUUUGGCUUUCAUCUUUCUAAAGAUGAAUACUGAUCGUGUGUUGAUUCACAGCAACCUGGCUUCAUCUAUCGCGAUGUCACAGAUUCUAUUCCUAGCACAGGGUUCUCUACAACCUAUGACGAUCGGAUGUAAGGUAAUGGCUGGUAUCAUGUAUUAUUUCUUCACGGCCUCCUUUGUGUGGAUGAUGAUUGAAGGUCUUCAGUUAUAUACCCAGGUCGUUCUUGUAUUCAACCAAGAGAACAGUAAAAUGAGAUACUACAUGAUCGGUGGAUGGGGAAUUCCACUUAUAAUGACGGCAGUCGUUAUUGGAUCAACUUUGGAGAGCAUAGGGCGUCGACCUGAUGUCUGCUGGUUGGAUUACUCAGAUAACUCCAUCUAUCUCUUCGUCAUCCCAACCCUAUGCGUGGUGAUAGCUAACAUGGCUAUCUUAACUCGUGUUACAGUGGUUAUUGUCAACCUGAAGAAUCAUGAUCAGCUAAAGAGAGAUGACGCUAAAUAUCAGAAACUCAAAUACGCUCUGAAGGCUUCGCUGACCAUAUCUCCUCUGAUGGGAUCAACCUGGAUGUUUGGUGUGCUAACCCUUGCUGACUCCUCUAACCUGGCUUUCCUUUAUAUCUUCGUCUUGUGUAACUCAAUCCAAGGACUACUCAUCUUCAUUCUACAUUGCCUUAACAGCCAAGAGGUUCGCGAUGUAUUCAAACGUCGCAUGGAGUUGUAUCGUAUCGGACGAUCAGUUCGUAAGUUUAGAAUCCAACCUACAAACAGCUCCAUGAAUGAUUCUACUACGAAUGAAGGGAAGUUUAUGCGAAGUACCGUGAAUACGCUGUCUUCAAUGGUAAGCAAAGAUCAGAAGACUACAUAAACUGGUAUCCUUUAUGGCUGCGAAUUCUUCAUGAAGACUGGUAACGUAAAAGUAAGAUGGACUUAUGUCGUAUCUCACUGAGCAAAUUUGGAAUAUCGCCAGGGUUCGUAAAAUAUAUAAAAAUGUUCCAACACAUAGAAAUAAAGUUCUUAUAAAAUACUUUUAUUGUCGCACAUAUUUAUUUCUUGUCGCGAAGACAUUCCAACAAUGAACUUGUCAAUGAAAAUACAUUUGCAAAUAUCUUUUUCCACGAACGGUUGCUUUCUUAAAAACCCCCACAGUUUCAAGCCUUUGUGAACGGCUGUAACGGUGUCGCGGGAUUUUUUUUCCGUCAAUGCUAGCGAUCACAUGACCAAAUGGUCACAAUAUGAUAUUGAUCCACUCAGAAUAAAAAUGUAAAAUGAAAGUUUCCGAACACAUUUUCGUUUAUUCGUUCAUUUUGGAAACCGUUCGCAAAUGUUUGAUGUCAGUCGGCGAAUCUCACCAUCGCUCUAUUCGCAAGUAUUUGUUCCUCAAUGAUAUAGACCCUUCGUUCCUGCAAUUUUCAUUAUU